Messenger RNA from Neocloeon triangulifer, 1895 nucleotides. Its product is annotated as methyltransferase-like protein 25B. Bases 378 to 1832 code for a protein of 484 amino acids. NCBI's taxonomy places the organism in Eukaryota, Metazoa, Arthropoda, Insecta, Ephemeroptera, Baetidae. The transcript has 11 exons. The record is from RefSeq and is a predicted model, not a curated record.
AGGCACAUUCAAUAAUUAUUUUAUGAAUUAUAUUAUGCGAGCCUGCGCGCCGCGUGGAAAGUAAAUAAAGCCGCAUGGAUGGGGGCGUGGAUCAGGGAUCGGGGAUCAAUGAAAUCGUAAACAAAAGGUCCACACUCCAAGUAAAAAUUCAAAAAGUGCCUUUUAUACUAAUUCUAUAAUAACUGAGAACUGUGGGAUCUGCACAUAAGACAAAAUAUACUCUCAUCAGUAUCUCACCUUCCGGGUUCUUGGAAAAAUGAAGGUGAGCCAGUAAAAUUCCUCUGCUGCGAGACGAUUCAGGAGAUGAGAGACGAUGGCUCACAAAAGAUUUUGCCAUAAAAGAUUCUAAUUUGUACACGAUAAAAAAAUCUUAAAAGAUGAGUUAUUGCUGCGAGUGCAACGGUGCAAACGAGCCAAAAGUGAUUGAGAAAACAUUAUUCAACCUUUUGGCCACCUGCGAAAAGAAUGAAAAUCUUCUAAAAGCUUACAUGCUGGAUUUCUUUGUGGAAAAGCAUUGGGACAUUUUGCCACAAAAAUGGACCAAAGUUUUAGAAAAGCUUUCGCCGGAAGAACUUGGCCAUUGGGUUUUGUACCCUGAGUUGUACAACAGUUACAGUGACGUUUGGCCAUUAUCUUUGUUAGCACUGAGGAGCACUGUUCAGCACUUAUCACUCGAGCGCCAGCCCUUGAAAGAAAACUGGAGCAAACCUCCUCUUGGAUUUAGACAGAGCUGUCCACACAGAGACUUUUUGUUUAAGAGUAAGGAAGAGCCUCUGAACAAAAAACUUUUUUCCAAACACAUCAAACCAAAGAAAUUCCAUGAGAUAGAAAUAAUGGCCCAGAUGACAGCAAAUUGUGCUUCUCGACUUGGCUGUGAGUUUGUCAUUGACAUUGGUUCUGGGCUUGGUCAUUUGGGUCGAAUCUUGGCCUUCCACCAUGGACUUCAAGUUUGCUGUCUGGAGGAGCAGAGGUGCCUCACAGAAAAAGCAAAAAAAAUUGAUGAGCAGUUAAUAAGAUGUCUUAAAAAAAUUGAAAAUGAGAAGAAACCGCCAGUGCACAUCAAUAAAAGCAUCCACUCGGCACUCAACAAAGAUGAAUUGAUAAAGAUUUUGAUGGAUGCUUUUGGACUGGAAUCUGAAACAAAGCUGAAAUUUGGCUUGGUCGGAUUGCAUCCCUGUGGUGACUUAGGACCUACCCUCAUGCGGCUGCUUACCAAUUGCGAAAAUGCCGUGUUUCUAAAUCUUGUUGGCUGUUGCUACAUGAAGAUGGCGGAUCAAAACAAUGGUGAGGAUAUUCAGGGCUAUCCAAUGAGUGGGUUUGUUCAACACCACCCACAAAAUAUUUUGAGCUAUGAGGCGCGAGAGGUUUCUUGCCACGCUCUAGAGAUGUACUGUGACCGCCUUAAAAAUGGAUGUGUAGACGAUCUGAAGGUGCAUUGUUAUCGAGCUGCCUUGGAGUGUAUUUUGGUAGAACGUAUGCCCGAAUUAAAACACUCUGGCUUGAAGAGCAUUAAACAUGUUCAGGAAAUGAGCUUUGAAAAAUACGCAGUCGAGGCAGUCGAAAAACUUAAAAUCAAGUUGCCUGCUUGCGAUCUUGACACUGACGAUGUGAAGGAAAAAUUGUCUCGUUGGAUGAGGGUUGUUAUUUUUUAUUCUUUGCGGCUUUUGGUGGCCCCACUUGUUGAAGCAGUGAUACUAUUAGAUCGACUUCUUUACAUGGAUGAAAAAGGGAUGAACGCCAUGCUUAUCCCAGCUUUCGAUCCGCGUUUUUCACCCAGAAAUCAUAUUUUGGUUGCCUUGAAGGAAAAACAGAGCUCUCAAACUUGUGAUUAAUUCUUACGUCAGUUUAAAAAAAAUUAUAUAUAUUUAAUAAAUCUGUUUUUAACAUAUGUGCUA